AGCCAAUAAAAAGAGAUAUCCUUCCUAAAACAUGCAGUCAAUGUCUGUACAGAAUGUUGGAAUUUACGUACUUAUUUGCACUUGCUAUGACCCAUGUCUCCAUCAGUUCCUUAGCCUACUUUACUAAGAGAGCAGCGUGCACCUGUCUGCCUCCUUGUGGGCCUGUACUGAUGGUCCGUGGUCAUGACCAACCAGAGCUGCCAGGAACAGUUCGUCUUGUUGGGUUUCUCAGACAGACCCCAGCUAGAGAAGACCCUCUUCGUGUUUGUGCUCAUCUUCUACCUUGUGACCUUGGUGGGCAACACCGUCAUUAUCUUGGUGUCCCGCCUGGACCCCUGCCUCCACACACCCAUGUAUUUCUUCCUAACCAACCUGUCCUUCCUGGAUCUCUGCUUCACCACCAGUUCUGUCCCCCAGCUGCUCUUCAACUUGGGUGGUCCAGACAAGACCAUCAGUUACACAGGUUGUGCCAUCCAGCUCUUCAUGUUCCUGGGGCUGGGUGGCACAGAAUGUGUCCUCCUGGCAGUCAUGGCUUAUGACCGCUUCGCCGCCAUCUGCAAGCCCCUCCACUACUCCAUCAUUAUGCACCCUCGGCUCUGUUGGAAGCUGGUAUCCAUGACCUGGGGGGUCGGACUCCUCAACUCCCUGGCUAUGUCCCCAGUCACCAUGAGGCUGCCACGAUGCGGGAACUGUGAGGUUAAGCAUUUCCUGUGUGAGAUGCCGGCUCUGAUAAAAAUUGCCUGUGUGGACACUGUGGCUGUGGAGAGCACUGUUUUCAUCUUAUCGGUAAUGAUUGUCCUGGUGCCCCUGGCCCUCACCCUCGUGUCCUACAGCUGUAUUGCCAUGGCCGUGCUGCACAUGAAGUCAGCCACGGGAAGAAGGAAGGCUUUCAACACGUGUGGCUCGCACCUCACCGUGGUCUCCUUGUUCUAUGGGAAUAUUAUCUAUAUGUACAUGCAACCGGGAAAUAAUUCUUCUCAGGACCCAGGGAAAUUCCUCACCCUCUUCUACAACUUGGUGACCCCCAUGUUGAACCCUGUCAUCUACACACUGAGAAAUAAGGAUGUAAAGGGUGCCUUGAGGAGACUUGUGUCCAGAAAGUAA
Messenger RNA from Felis catus (domestic cat), 1104 nucleotides. Its product is annotated as olfactory receptor 2W3-like. Lineage: Eukaryota; Metazoa; Chordata; Mammalia; Carnivora; Felidae. Gene Ontology annotation, biological process: G protein-coupled receptor signaling pathway. Gene Ontology annotation, molecular function: olfactory receptor activity; G protein-coupled receptor activity. The transcript has a single exon. The record is from RefSeq and is a predicted model, not a curated record. Gene Ontology annotation, cellular component: membrane. The coding region runs from base 184 to 1104 and encodes 306 amino acids.